Oxyura jamaicensis (ruddy duck) is the source of this 2456-nucleotide messenger RNA. It is a transcript of the gene TWIST2, whose product is annotated as twist family bHLH transcription factor 2. The transcript has 2 exons. Bases 1170 to 1652 code for a protein of 160 amino acids. Gene Ontology annotation, biological process: developmental process; regulation of transcription by RNA polymerase II. Gene Ontology annotation, molecular function: RNA polymerase II transcription regulatory region sequence-specific DNA binding; DNA-binding transcription factor activity, RNA polymerase II-specific; protein dimerization activity. The record is from RefSeq and is a predicted model, not a curated record. Lineage: Eukaryota; Metazoa; Chordata; Aves; Anseriformes; Anatidae.
AUAUAGAAAACAUGAUAUUUGCUGCUCAGGAAUGUGUCUGUUCCUGCAGUCUGGGCUUUUGCUGAAAUCAGAGGUCCAUAUCCGAAUUUUCUCUGCACGAGCUCCAUGGAAGCUAGCAGAGUUUUCCCAAUUUUUAUCCGGUGUGAUGGAGAGAAGAAAAGAGAUCUGUUGUCUUCUUUCUGAUGCAUCAGAAACCCGAGGGCCCCUGCCAUGGUUUUAUAUGCCCUGGGGUCCCACAAUUUCAGCUGCUGGAUAGACUGGAGGAAAAGACAUCCUCCGACCCGCUUCAGUUCUCGCUUCUCAAAAAGGGCUCCAAGGAGAGAAGUGGGGAGAAAACUGGGAGGCAGACAGGCUCCGGGGCACACUCUGCAGGGCUUUCCAAUGGCUAUUGCCUGCUUUGGGAUGACUCCUGGUCUGUCUGGGAGGGUCUCUCUGUGCCCGCACCAGCAGUACCCGGCCGGCUGCUCCCAAACCUCCACCCAGUGCAUCUCAGGGAGCUUCUGCCACCCCGACAGCACCUGUGGGGUGGCCCUGUGGUGGCAGUGGGGGCAUGCAGGGGGCUGUGAUGUCCCCAAAAAAGAGAGGCAGCAACCCCAGCUGGGGCCAGAGCGACAUGCUCACUCUCUGCCUCGCUGCAUGUGCGAAGGGGGCACCCCAAAAUCCCAUGUGGGGACACAGGGGGGGCUCCGCAGGGGUCCCCGUCCCAGCGUCAUGCUGUGCAUCUCCUGGGGUGGGGGUGGUGGGGGGUGGUGGUCGUGAGCUAUCUUUUAUUCGAGGUGCAUUCCCAAGAUUUUAGUUAAGUGUAACAUAAAACUGUGAAAGUUUAGCAGGGGAAAAGCUUUCCUCCCACCGACCUGGCCGGCCAAUCAGAAGGGAGCCCCGCACCUCCCUCACUUCUGACAACUAUUUAGCAACUGAGCUCAGCUAAAGUUUCCAAAAAGUUAGAAUAACUUCCUCUCUCCGAGACCUCAAUUUUUUUGCACAACCCCGUCCUUGAAAUAAGAGCCCUUCAAGCAACCUGGAAAACGUUUGGUCAGCAAAAAAAAAAAAAACCCUCCUGUUUUUCCAAAGGAUCUGUCUCAGGAAUUUAAAGCACAUUUAAGACACACACACUCACAUAACAUAAGGAGGGGGGGAAAGGCUCUUCCCCUCCCCUUCUUGCAGAAAGCAUGGAAGAAAGCUCCAGUUCUCCUGUUUCCCCUGUGGAUAGCUUGGGGACCAGUGAAGAGGAGCUGGAAAGGCAGCCAAAGAGAUUUGGCAGGAAGAGAAGAUACAGUAAGAAGUCCAGCGAAGAUGGCAGCCCCAACCCAGGGAAGAGGGGGAAAAAGUCUAGUCCCAGCUCCCAAUCCUAUGAAGAACUGCAGAGCCAGAGGAUCCUGGCCAAUGUCAGAGAGAGGCAGAGGACUCAGUCGCUCAAUGAAGCUUUUGCCGCCCUGAGGAAAAUCAUCCCCACGUUGCCCUCUGACAAACUCAGUAAAAUCCAGACCCUCAAGCUCGCGGCGCGGUAUAUAGACUUCCUCUACCAGGUGCUACAGAGCGACGAGAUGGACAGUAAGAUGACGAGCUGCAGUUACGUGGCUCACGAGAGGCUGAGUUAUGCCUUCUCAGUGUGGAGGAUGGAGGGAGCGUGGUCCAUGUCGGCCUCACACUAGCCACCGCCCGGCCGAGGCAAGCGCGGCUGCCGAAGGGACUGUCCAGUGUCUGAGACUGAAGUGGAAUUGGGAUGUAUCCAAGUUUGUAGCUUCUGAAACCUUAACAACCUCAAGUAAACUGGUCCAAAAGACCCCUCUUGACCUCCCUCGCUCUGAACUCUUGCAGAGCACUUAGACUGAGCAGAAACCAGCACCAAAGCUAACGGUCUGAAACUUUGCAACAUCUCUCCCCAAGUGACUGACCAAAGAGAAAAGAGAAGCAACAUUCCUGAUUGUUCGUUGUUGUUGGGUUUUAUGUCUGUGUGUCUGUCUGUGCGUUUGGUUUUAUUUUUCUUUUUUUUUUUUUUUCUGAUAAAUCUUAAUUCAGGAAUACCUUUAUGAGAAAUCUUUGGGUUUGGAUUUUAUUUCCCCUUACCUGUAUUCUUUUUUUUUUUCCUUUUUUUUUUUUUUUUUUAGUUCAAAACAUGAUUUCUUGUACAGUAGUGUCAAAACUGGACCAAGGCUCUCAGAAAAAAAAAAGGAAGAAAAAAGGCCUCAGUGUCCCCAGCUCCCUGCAUGAUUUGUUUCAAGUACAGCCUGGACUACAGACUGCCCUCCACACUCUGCUGCCUCUUCCUUAUUGCGCCAUGAUUUGCUACAGCUCCCAGCCCCCCCUCCCCUCCUUUUUAUUUUCAUUUUCUGUUCCAGUGUAUAUGUUGCUUAUUUGUUUUAUUUAUUGAGAUAUUUUUAACGAGCUAAGAGACUGCAAUGUCGCUGUGUAUACUGCUUCUCUUGCCAAUAAAAAUAAAGAUGUCAUGCAGCUAC